Zygotorulaspora mrakii is the source of this 462-nucleotide messenger RNA. RefSeq names its product Ecl1p (gene ECL1). The record is from RefSeq and is a predicted model, not a curated record. The transcript has a single exon. NCBI's taxonomy places the organism in Eukaryota, Fungi, Ascomycota, Saccharomycetes, Saccharomycetales, Saccharomycetaceae. The coding region runs from base 1 to 462 and encodes 153 amino acids.
AUGUCACCAUUCAACGAUUAUUGUGUUGUUUGUGAUCAAUUAAUCCCACAAUCACCCGAAUCAGUCAAAAAUACUUGCACGGAAAAGAAGCAUUCGCAUGUAGGUUGUUCGGGCAAAGUAUUAUAUUGCUCUGAAGACUGCCGACAAAAAGAUCAGCAUUUAAUACACCAGAGAUUGGAAUCACUGGUAAGUUGUGAAACCUGCCAUGAAACAGUUGACGACCCAGAAUCGCUUAUUAAGUCGCCGCUGUUAGUCCCAAUAGAUCAUUCUCAGCAAAAAUAUGAUGAAGGUGAUGAUGAUGGGGGAGCGUCGUAUCGGUUAAUGAAUAUGGUGUCUUCAAGCACCAUUUCAAUCCCAAGGCUUUCAUUACAGCCGCCAACACCACCAAUUUCAUAUGAUUCAAUUUACCACGAUCAUGUUGCCGAGAAAAACUAUCAAUUAUGGCUGAAUCAAAACCAUUAA